GUAAGUAUGUGAGGAAUCACUGAAUUCUACUCCUGAAACUAAUAUUGCACUGUGUGUUUACUAACCAAAGCUUAAAUUAAAAAAUAAUAAGAGAAAUAUAAAUUAUCUAAAUAAUGUUUAUACUGACUUAUGAUCCAAAAUAAUGGCUUGAAAGACCUUUAUUAAGGUCUGUUUUUAUAUUUUGCUAUUUAGCUCUGAUGAAGAAUCACAGGCUUUUCAUUUUUAUGGAAUUACUCCCUUUAUUUAGUACCUUGUUCCUAAUUACUCCUGCUGUCAUAAUGAUGUAGAUUAGUAACCAGACAAUGGACACAAAGAGGUUAAAAGAUUUUUAAGCUCUUAUUGGAACUUGUGAUUAGAAUUUAUGAUUGUAAGUCAUUACUAACUGUAUCCUUUCUGUCUUUUCAGAGGAGCACAAAAAAAAGGUCAGGCUUCAUGUGUUUAGAGUAUUAAAACUUUCAAGGAAAGCAAAAGUAUAAAUCUAGAACCUUUCCCAAAUUUCAAACUAAACAUUAAUAUUUAAUGUAAAUUAUUAUUAAUUUCAGGCUUUUGGAAAAGAAUUUGAUAAACACUUUGGGAAAGGAGGUUCUAAGCUACCUGGAAUGAAACUCCACGACUUCACAGACAUUAGUGACUCACUAUUUUAUAAAAUGUGCAGAGACUCAAAGCCACCUGGGAAUCUCAAAGAAUGCUCACCCUGGAUGAGUGACUUCAAAGUAGAAUUUUUGAGAAAUGAGCUAGAGAUUCCUGGUCAAUACGAUGGCAAAGGAAAGCCAGUGCCAGAAUACCAUGCACGAAUCGCUGGGUUUGAUGAGCGGGUAAAAGUAAUGGCUUCUAUCAGAAAGCCGAAGCGCAUCAUCAUCCAAGGCCAUGAUGAGAAAGAGUACCCUUUCCUUGUCAAGGGGGGUGAAGACCUGCGGCAGGACCAGCGGAUAGAACAACUCUUUGAGGUCAUGAAUGUCAUCCUUUCUCAGGACACUGCCUGUAGCCAGAGAAACAUGCAGUUGAAGACCUACCAUGUCAUACCCAUGACCUCCAGAUUAGGACUAAUUGAAUGGAUUGAAAAUACUUUUACCUUGAAGGACUUUCUUUUGAGUAACAUGUCACGAGAGGAGAAAGCAGCUUAUACAAGGUGAUGUGAAGCCUAAGUACUCCUCCUUCAGCUCUGCCCAGACACAUCCUGCAAACCUGUUACUCCCCAGUCGUGAUCUCCCUGAGUAAUGUUGUUUUAUAUUAAGUUUCCUCUACCUCAGGUUUCCAGUGACAUUUCUGGGCCCCUUCUAAUUUGGGACUCUGAGCCACACCCUGGUUAGUUGUUUUCUCCACCUCUGGCUGGGUGAAUAAACUAAAUGGAGUACAGCGUUCCAAACAGUAGCAGCAUAAAUUUUACCACAAUAAAAAAAAAAAAGUAUUAGCUUUGCAACAACAAAAAUCUUGAAGGAAAUAAAAUAAUAAGAUUAGCAGCUAACAUUUGAUUAAACAUUUUCCGCAUGCUAGGCAGUAUUCUCAGUUCUUAAUAUGUAUGAAGUCAUUUCUUUCUUACAAAAACCAACAAGUAAUUAUUAACACCUCUGUACAGAUGAGGAAGUUAAGGCCCAGAGAGGUUCUGUAAGUUGUCCUAGGCUGCCCAGAAUAUAAGUAGGCUAGCUAGGAUUAUUAGUCAUUAAUUCUAGGUCAUGAUAUUGGUGUUUUUAUUUUUCUUUAUCCUUUUAUAUUUUCCAAGUUUUCAACAAUGAACAUAUAUUUUUAAACAGAAAGAGGUUUUUUCUUUUGUUUUGUUUUUUGUUUCUGUAAAGAAAAAUAAGGACAACAUUGAAAGUCAUUUUGAAGAAGCAGUGACAAGUUUUGAUGACUAACUAUUGGAUGAAGGAAGAGGAAAUGGUGAUAAAUAGCUCAAGGCCUGUUUCUAUUCACUGUACUCUAUUCUGUCCUGAAAGUAUUUGAUUAGGAGUGAAAUUCUCAUCAGUCAAAAAUGAUUUCUGUAAAAUUAAGCAUAUUCUUAUCAAACUCUUGCUCCUGCUAAUAAGACUGUGUUUAGAAACUUUUAAUCUCAGUCAUUUGAGUCCUUUGCCUACAGUUGUUUCUGCGUUCCCUGGAAGACAGGGAAACUGAUGAACAGUACUUUCUGGAGUCAGGAAUUCCAGAUCUCACUCCAGUGCUAAAUUACACUAUUUCUGACUUACAGUAGGAAUCUUUUUUUUUUUUAAUGUUUUUUUAUUAUAUUAUGUUAGUCACCAUACAGU
Ailuropoda melanoleuca (giant panda) is the source of this 2240-nucleotide messenger RNA. Its product is annotated as DNA-dependent protein kinase catalytic subunit-like. Gene Ontology annotation, cellular component: nucleus. The transcript has 4 exons. Gene Ontology annotation, molecular function: protein serine/threonine kinase activity. Gene Ontology annotation, biological process: immunoglobulin V(D)J recombination; double-strand break repair; intrinsic apoptotic signaling pathway in response to DNA damage. Bases 600 to 1133 code for a protein of 177 amino acids. NCBI's taxonomy places the organism in Eukaryota, Metazoa, Chordata, Mammalia, Carnivora, Ursidae. The record is from RefSeq and is a predicted model, not a curated record.